AUGAGAACACAUAAGGAGUGGGGGAUGAGGAGAGGAGGUGGGGGGGUGGCCGCAGCGUCCCCUCUUACUAAGCCCCACAUCCCCACCCCCAAUCAACCACCCUCCUUCAACCUCACCCCCCAUUUCAGCCGCCCCCUUGAACCGCACCCCCUCCCUCCCUUCCUUCCUCCACACCCCUGCCCCACCCACAGUUGUCUCUGCCCUGUCCUUCACACGGCAGCCAGCCCUCCCGCCCCCCCGUCCCCACCACCUACCCCCCACAGUAGCAGCCGCGGGAGGGGAGAGGCAGGGCAGUGGGUGGUGCUCUGCUGGCGGGGUUCUCUGCUGGCGGGGUUCUCUGCUGGCGGGGUUCUCUGCUGGCGGAGUGCUCUGCUGGCGGGGUUCUCUGCUGGCGGGGUUCUUUGCUGGUGCUGGUUCCUGGUGCUGGCGCUGGUGCUGGUGCUGGUUCCUGGUGCUAGCGGCUGGCGCUGGUGCUGGUUCCUGGUGUUGGCGGCUGGCGCUGGUGCUGGUUCCUGGUGCUGGCGGCUGGCGCUGGUGCUGGUUCCUAGUGCUGGCGGCUGGCGCUGGUGCUGGUUCCUGGUGGUGGCGGCUGGCGCUGGUGCUGGUUUCUGGUACUGGCGGCUGGCGCUGGUGCUGGUUCCUAGUGCUGGCAGCUGGCGCUGGUGCUGGUUCCUGGUGCUGGCGCUGGUGCUGGUGCUGGUUCCUGGUGCUGGCGGCUGGCGCUGGUGCUGGUUCCUGGUGCUGGCGGCUGGCGCUGGUGCUGGUUCCUGGUGCUGGCAGCUGGUGCUGGUGCUAGUUCCUGGUGCUGGUGCUGGUACUGGUUCCUGGCGCUGUGAGCCGCGACGAGGCAGCGUGACGGGGAAGGGCGACGGGGAAGGCAGCGGCGGUUCGAGGGGCCGACGGGGGGCAAGAGCAGCGGCGCGAAACAGCGGGUCGACGAACGUCGUUACUCCCGCCACGACCGUCGCGUCUGUCACGACUACCAACCUCACCCCAGCCCCCCCCUUUCUUCCUCCAGACCCCUCCCCACCCACGCAGCCGUGGGAGAGGAGAGGCAGGGUAAAGGGUGGUGCUGGAGUGCCUCACGGCGGCCACCCCUUCCACACCACCUCCCCCCCCACAGCCGGAGUCGCCGAAGGGAAGGCGACGGAGAAGCGCAGAGAGGCCGCACGAGGCGGCACAGCAGCUGCAGUCGCGGAAUAUGCAGCCGCUACAGUAGCAUAG
Closterium sp. Naga37s-1 is the source of this 1224-nucleotide messenger RNA. Lineage: Eukaryota; Viridiplantae; Streptophyta; Zygnematophyceae; Desmidiales; Closteriaceae. The record is from the annotation of a GenBank genome assembly.